AACGCCGUUUUAAUAUUUGCUUGAACACUCAAACAUUUGCUUUAUUCAACAUUAUUCAACUGUAUUACUAUUUUGAUGUGUGGACGUUGAAUUAAUAUAAACAACUUCUUAUAUUUUGUUUCCCACCGAGCUGUAAAAAGGGUAGCACUCGCUUUCAUCUUCCGCUGCCCCACACAUGCGUUCAAGUGUUUACAUCAGAGGAUAGUAGAAAUAGUGAGCAAACACAGUGUUUGUUCUUUCAGUUUUGUAGCUCUAAGUAUAAAUAUUUCUCAGCUAACAUGUUGCUUUUUUGUCCAACCUGCGGAAACGUUUUAAUUGUGGAAGAAGGACAAAAGUGUAUGAGAUUCGCCUGCAACACCUGUCCGUAUGUACAUAACAUCACGAGAAAGGUAAAUAACAGGAAGUAUCCCAAGUUAAAAGAAGUGGAUGAUGUUCUGGGUGGAGCUGCAGCUUGGGAAAACGUGGACUCUACUCCUGAAACGUGUCCGAAGUGUGAGCAUCCUCGGGCGUAUUUCAUGCAGAUUCAGACCAGAUCGGCAGACGAACCGAUGACGACUUUCUACAAAUGCUGCAACGCCCAGUGUGGGCACCGAUGGAGGGAUUGACACAAUCGCACUUUGAAAUUUUUUAUAUAUUUCAUGCUUAUGUCACUGAUUACUCCCCUCCCUUCCUUUUCCCUCAAUGUUGAACCUUUAUUUAUUGCCAACAGGCUCUUAUAGUGAUGGAAAACGCUCUGAUGUUUUCUCACUUUGUGCCGUUUGUAUUCUGUGUUCAGGCACACCUUGUCUUUGAAGAUAUUUACAUACAGUAUUCACUUAUUAAAAGAAAUUCCAAAGAAA
This is a messenger RNA of Thunnus maccoyii (southern bluefin tuna), 839 nucleotides long. It is a transcript of the gene polr3k, whose product is annotated as polymerase (RNA) III (DNA directed) polypeptide K. Gene Ontology annotation, biological process: termination of RNA polymerase III transcription; DNA-templated transcription. Gene Ontology annotation, molecular function: DNA-directed RNA polymerase activity; zinc ion binding; nucleic acid binding. NCBI's taxonomy places the organism in Eukaryota, Metazoa, Chordata, Actinopteri, Scombriformes, Scombridae. Gene Ontology annotation, cellular component: RNA polymerase III complex. The transcript has 3 exons. The record is from RefSeq and is a predicted model, not a curated record. The coding region runs from base 279 to 605 and encodes 108 amino acids.